CCUCGGUCGGGACUAUUCCGUGAAACAUUGCCCUCCAGUCUUUCGACGACAAAGUCACUCCGCGUCAAUUCAUCAAGACGACUUCUCCAUCUUGGACAAAUUUCUCACAGCCUCUGCUGUAAUACAAGCAACGAUGGCCACCUCCGUCAAUGAUCUCCCGAACGAGAUCCUAAGCCAGAUAUUCUCCCAUCUGGACCGGCCUGCCCCAUCAGACUCGAAACUCCACGAUCAACCGAGCUCCUUCAUGCUGCAGAAUAUCUUCUUUGACCGUGAUCUCAAGACCACUUCUCUCGUUUGCAAGCGAUGGCGAGGUGCUGUUCUCCCUCUGUUGUUCCGCCAUGUGGUCUGGACCUUUGACCGAUUCGAGCUGCCGCUCAUGGAAGAGACGGGAAAUCCUGCUUCCGCAAUUGACUUUUUGUCUUUCCUUAGAGCGAAUAACUUGAUCAACUAUGUUAAAACGCUUUCAAUGUUCGUCGACGAUGCUAUGGGCGGCGUAUCGGACGGCACCAGCAGUGCCACUCUCAUGGAAACAGGCUUUGCGAACAAGGCCUCGUACAGCGAAGACUAUAACUGGCUCUGGGCAACAAUCUUUGAACAUAUCGAUCCCAUCCGGCUCACCAUGAUUGCGUCACCACGAGUGCUGGCCCAAAUGCUAUCACGUAUGCUCUUCCUCGGGGAUGCGUGGAACUUCUCCAUGCCUAGGCACGUUUUGUCACUCUCGCGCAAAGACAAAAGGACGAAGGACACACAAAUCAAGGCACUGGCGACAGCACCAUCAUCAAGUCAGGCAUCUGGUUCUGAACCCACACAUCAAAAGCGGAUUCCUUGUAACUUAUUCACCAUCCGCCCAUGGCAGGCUCUAUUACUCAACGAAGGAUCCUCGACACGAGUUUACAAGACAUACGAAUUUUACCUCAAACGUCCGCCAUCCAUCCUCGGCGCUCUGUUGGGAGCAGAAGAAUUCCCAAACGACGAGCCCAUGAUUCCCCUCUCGAUUCGCGACCUCUCCUACGUCGGCAUAUUCCCCCUCUCGAGCCACUUCAACACCCUCGUCCAAAACGUCCCGCGCCUCGACCGCCUCUUCGUCCAGCUCGUCCCACGAAACGAUAUCCUCUCCGACCCGGACGAAAUGCGCAACGUCGACCUCGCCGACCUCUGGAUGGAGCGCAACACGGCCUACUCGAUGCUCUUUCGCGAGCUCUUCAACCCGAGCCCGGACAGCCCCUGGCUCGAUCUGAGCGUCUUUGAGAGCGGCGACGCGGCGGAUAAAGAGGCGUGGGAUAUGGCGGUGCAGUUUGUGCAGUUUAGCGGCGUGCAGGGGUGGCGGGUCGCGGGCGAGGGCGUCUUUGCGAGGGAUGGGGACGAGGACGGCGUCAGUGCGAUCCUCGGCAUGUCUCAGCUUCCGGGUAGGCUCAGACGAAUGGCGUUCAACGGGGUUGCCCCGCUGCCGGUGUCUAGCGUCACACUUUACAUGAGAGAUGCAAACACGCCGUAGACGGUAGACGGAAGUUUUUAGGGUAUCUGCAUGAAAAUCAGGAUAGUGCUUGGGCGUCCAUGCCAGGCUAGGUGCACAACUUAUGAUGAUGAAGUCUCCAAAGGCUAUGAUACGGGAAGAUAUACUGGGGACAUGAACUAUAGUGCAGUCACCAGCUUCAACUUCGAGUUUGCUCGCCACAAUUUGAAAGCUUUAUGCUAUUCAUCAC
Colletotrichum acutatum is the source of this 1703-nucleotide messenger RNA. Its product is annotated as F-box domain-containing protein. Bases 134 to 1495 code for a protein of 453 amino acids. The transcript has 2 exons. Gene Ontology annotation, molecular function: protein binding. The record is from RefSeq and is a predicted model, not a curated record. NCBI's taxonomy places the organism in Eukaryota, Fungi, Ascomycota, Sordariomycetes, Glomerellales, Glomerellaceae.